AUGUGGGAAAAUAAGAGUAAGGUAAAAGAUUUGAGCUUGGCUCCUUUUGGAAAACUACAAAUGCAAAUUUCUGAAAAUGAAAUGCCUGGAAUUAUGACUAUUAGAGAAGAGUAUGAAAAACUGAAACCUUUGAAAGGUGCAAAAAUAAGUGGAUGUUUACAUAUGACAAUAGAAUGUGCAUUAUUAAUUGAAACGUUACAAAUUUUAGGGGCUAAAAUAAGAUGGUGUUCAUGUAACAUAUACUCAACUGUAGAUUAUGCUGCUGCUGCAGUUAGUACUUUAGAAAAUGUAGUAGUAUUCGCAUGGAAAGGGGAAACAUUAGAAGAAUAUUGGUGGUGUGUGGAAAAUUCACUAACAUGGGAAAAUGAAGAAGGGCCCGAUUUAAUUGUUGAUGAUGGUGGCGAUGCAACCCUUUUAGUACAUAAAGGCGUGGAAUAUGAAAAAUUAUAUGAAGAAAAAAAUAUUUUACCUGAUCCUGAGUUAGGAAAGAAUGCAGAAGAGAAAUGUUUUUUGAAUUUAUUAAAAAAUUCUAUUCUUAAAAAUCCCAAAAAAUGGACAAAUAUAGCAAAGAAGAUUAUUGGAGUAUCUGAAGAAACAACAACUGGAAUAUUAAGAUUAAAAAAAAUGAACAAUAAUAAUGAACUACUUUUUACAGCUAUAAAUGUAAAUGAUGCAGUAACGAAACAAAAAUAUGAUAAUGUUUAUGGAUGUAGACAUUCAUUACCUGAUGGUUUAAUGCGUGCAACUGAUUUCUUAAUAUCAGGGAAAAUUGUUGUUAUUUGUGGAUAUGGUGAUGUUGGAAAAGGAUGUGCUUCAUCUAUGAAAGGCUUAGGUGCAAGAGUUUACGUUACUGAAAUUGAUCCCAUAUGUGCUAUCCAAGCUGUUAUGGAAGGUUUUAAUGUUGUUACAUUAGAUGAAAUUGUGGAAAAAGGAGAUUUUUUUAUUACCUGUACAGGAAAUGUAGAUGUUAUUAAAUUAGAACAUUUGUUGAAAAUGAAAAAUAAUGCCGUUGUUGGAAAUAUCGGGCAUUUUGAUGAUGAAAUACAAGUUAACGAAUUGUUUAACUACGAAGGAAUACAUAUUGAAAAUAUAAAACCACAAGUUGAUAGAAUAACACUACCAAGCGGAAAUAAAAUUAUUGUACUUGCUAAAGGUCGACUUUUAAACCUUGGAUGUGCAACUGGUCAUCCAGCUUUUGUUAUGUCCUUUUCAUUUUGUAAUCAAGUUUUUGCACAACUUGAUUUAUGGGAAAAUAGAAAUAAUUCCAAGUAUCAAAAUAAUGUUUACUUGUUGCCGAAACAUUUAGAUGAAAAGGUUGCUUUAUAUCAUUUGAAGAAGCUCAAUGCUUCUCUAACCCAGCUAGAUGACAAACAAUGUGAAUUUUUAGGGGUUACAAAAAAUGGACCUUACAAGAGCAAUGAGUAUAGGUAUUAA
Molecule: messenger RNA, 1434 nt
Organism: Plasmodium gonderi
Lineage: Eukaryota; Apicomplexa; Aconoidasida; Haemosporida; Plasmodiidae
Product: adenosylhomocysteinase(S-adenosyl-L-homocystein e hydrolase)
Exons: 1
Coding region: 1-1434 (477 amino acids)
Biological process (GO): L-methionine cycle
Cellular component (GO): cytosol
Molecular function (GO): adenosylhomocysteinase activity
Source: RefSeq, a predicted model, not a curated record